Molecule: messenger RNA, 4217 nt
Organism: Cololabis saira (Pacific saury)
Lineage: Eukaryota; Metazoa; Chordata; Actinopteri; Beloniformes; Belonidae
Gene: phospho2
Product: phosphatase, orphan 2
Exons: 6
Coding region: 120-887 (255 amino acids)
Molecular function (GO): phosphatase activity
Source: RefSeq, a predicted model, not a curated record
GGGAGAAGAAGACGGAGCAGCUGAUCCAGCUGAGCGUUUUGUUCGUCCUCCAGAGGUAAUCCGUCGUUCCUCACCAGUCUCGUCUAAACUGUCACCUGUUCAGGUGAAACCUGCUGAAAAUGAGGGUUUUGAUGGUGUUUGACUUCGACCACACGCUGGUGGACGACAACAGCGACACCUGGGUCAUCAAGUGCCUCCCCGGCGAGACCCUCCCCGACUCUGUGAGGCUCUCGUACAGAAAGGGCCACUGGACGGAGUUCAUGGGCCGCGUGAUGAGCCACAUCGGAGAGCAGCGGGUCAGCGCCGAGCAGAUCCGCGUCGUCAUGGAAACCAUCCCCUUCACGGCCGGCAUGCCGGAGCUGCUGAGCUUCAUCGCCCAGAACAAGAACGCCGUCGACUGCAUCGUCGUCUCCGACUCCAACUCUGUCUUCAUCCACUGGAUCCUGGCGGCGGCCGGGCUGGGGUCCGCCGUGGACCAGGUGUUCACCAACCCGGCGGAGUUCGGGCCCUCGGGGGCCCUGGAGGUUCGGCCCCACCACGACCACGCCUGCCCCUCCUGCCCCGUCAACCUGUGCAAGCGGGCGGUUCUGGAGGAGUUCUUGGCCCGUCGGGCCGCCGCCGGCACCGGCUACGGGCGGGUGCUGUACGUGGGCGACGGCGGGAACGACCUCUGCCCCACGGCGGCCCUGCGGGGCCACGACGUGGCCCUGCCGCGCCGCGGCUACUCCCUGGAGAAGCUGCUGGCCCGGCAGGAGGUCCAGGACCAGCAGGACCAGCAGAACAAGCAGGGGGCCCAGGACGGCGCCCCCCUCAGGGCCAGGGUGGUGCCCUGGAGCAGCGGCGCCGAGGUCCUGCAGGAGCUGAAAGACGCCAUGACGGCAUUGUAGCCGAUCGGAGGGUUUUUUUGGCUGAAAAGGGACCAAAUGUUGUUUCUGCAGAACCAUCUAGGCACUGUGUGUUGGGACGCCGACUUAAUACGAUAUACGGAGAGAAAAUCCUCUCAAAACAUUUGUGUGCAGAAGUUGCUCAAAGUUACUGACAAAACAAUAAUUAGGAAUUCAAAAGGCCUCCUAAACACACAAAUAAUUAAAUACACGUGCAGGGUCACACACAAUCAAAUGGUUUUGAGACUCUUUUCCUCCAAGAAGUCUCACAGAUUCGUCCUAAAUGGUGCGUUUAAGGACUGGUGGAAAGCUGGGUCAUCUGAGUUAUUUCCCUGAUACUUGGUUACCUCCCAUUAUGGAACAUUCACACUGGAAGCUGCUGCUGUCGACGCCUGCAGUGGGCGGGGCUAAAGCUGCAGAACUGGAGGGAACAAAGUGCAUAUAGUCUACAUAUAUCUAUAUAUAGCUGCACAUCUUCAGUUUCCUUCUUUGGGAAGCCUUCUUUAUAUUUUAGUGUUAUUUCCGUGUAGAUAAGAGUGAGUUUGAUGCUCCUUAACCAGGUCGGUCCUGGAUCAACAUCAACCAUCAUCGUUGGUCCUGGUGAAGCUGCAGUCUGUCUGUGGUGAACACUGACACACCGGGUCGGAGCGGACUUGGUCAUAAUGUUUAAACUGUGUUUUGUGAUUAAUAAGCACAGGUUUUAAUUAUUUUGCGUUGGAUCAAUGUAGCAAAUUAAAUCGUUUGGACCAUCCAGCUCCUCAACCAUCAGUUACGUGUUUCACAUGAGCAGUUCAGGUAGAAACAUUUAGUUCAGGUUAAAACAUUUAGUUCAGGUAGAAACAUUUAGUUCAGGUAGAAACAUUUAGUUCAGGUUAAAACAUUUAGUUCAGGUAGAAAAAUUUAGUUCAGGUAGAAACAUUUAGUUCAGGAAAAAACAUUUAGUUCAGGAAAAAACAUUUAGUUCAGGUAGAAACAUUUAGUUCAGGAAAAAACAUUUAGUUCAGGUAGAAAAAUUUAGUUCAGGUAGAAACAUUUAGUUCAGGAAAAAACAUUUAGUUCAGGUAAAAACAUUUAGUUCAGGUAGAAACAUUUAGUUCAGGUAGAAACAUUUAGUUCAGGAAAAAACGCAAGUCAAAUUAGCAAAAAUGUCAGUUUGCUGGAUGAAAUAUAUUAAUUCCUGAUAAAAUAAGUGUGUUAGUGCACAGCUCUGCUCAUGUGUGCAUGUGAAUGAGUGAACGUUUGUGUCGUUGCUUCAGAUGUCCCAGCUUUCCACCAGUCCUUAAACGCACCAUGUAGGAAGAAUCUGUGAGGCUUUUUGGAGGAAAAGAGUCUCAAAACCAUUUCUACGUAUCUGCAGCUUUGUGGGAUUGGUGUGUAUUUAACCAUUUGUGUGUAGGAGGCUUUUUUAAUUCAUAAUUAUAGUUUUGUGUGUAACUUCCAGCAAGUUACCGUAUUUUCUAGGGGUGUAACGAUACACUAAUCUCACGAUACGGUACGAUACACGAUAUUGAGGUCACGAUAACGAUACGAUACGAUAUUAUAGCAGUAUUUUUUAACAACCUUGAUAGAGGGAUAUAUGACUGGAAAAAUUGUCUUUUAUUUGAAAGACACAAAAUACAAAACAAUGCUGUGCGUUUGCCUUAUUGUUACAGUUUGUAAUGCUUUCUAACUGUUUAAGUUUUAAAGAGAAAGCCAGGCCAACCAUUUUCCACAAACUGAACUAAAAGUAAAUGUCAGGUUUGCAUUAUGUAUCUUCAGUUUCAUAGAAGUAAAAAUAUUUAGCCACAAACUGAAUAGUUUCUCUCAUGUAUGAUUUUACUAAAAUUGAAUAAAUAAAUACAAGUAAAUAAAUACAUACAAUUUUACAUCAUAAAAAAGAUUGAUUCUUGCUCACCUUAUAAGUGUAAGAGGAUAUUUAUUUUUGUUAAGAAGGUUAUUUUGGUAAUUCAGGGUUCAUUAUUUUAUAAAUAUAUUCUUUAUAUUCUGUAAAUCAGGGACUAUAAUUACACUAGUCAGUAUAUCAGUUGUUAGUAUGUUUUAGAUUGGGCGGAGUGAUACGCCACAGUACGGCACUAGGUGCUGUGUUGAUGUUCUAAAAUCCUACGCUGUUGAGCGGACAUUGAAGUACACUGGAACUCAGCAGAAGUUUCCCCGUGUUUAUCCUACUCACGACCCCAAAAAGGUUUAAUUUAAUAAGGUAAGGCUUAACUCUACACCAGACUUAAAUAAGUAAAGGUUCAGAGCUCAAAACAGGACCGCAAAACGGGACUACUUUCUUCUGAGCGGAGUAAGAUUUUGGUCCGCGCGGUCGCGGUCGGAUGCGCGUUUCUAAUCAACACAAUAGAUUAAUAUUAAUAACCCAAUAUCGCGAUACAGGUUGUCACCUCCACGACACGUAUUGUGACGUUUUUGUAUCGCGAAAUUUCGUGGCACGAUAUAUUGUUACGCCCCUAGUAUUUUCUGCACUAUAAGGCGCACUAAAUAUAUGUUAAAAUACCGUACUAUAGUGGCUGGGGUUGAGUUACGUAUCUACCCUAUGGAGCUGCUACAGGAAAUGCUACAAAAUCCUACAGCAAAUGCAAAAAAAAACAAGAAUAAAAAGUAACGUAUGUCAAACUUUAUUAACAAAAUAAAAACCAGCUCUGUGACGAUUCCUGACGUUUUUAGCACCUUUACUUCAGCAAAACCAACUACAUUACCCACAAUCCCCCUGACUACAGUAACAGAAAUGACCGUAAUGAUCAUAUAUAAGGCGCACUGCCGUUUUUUUAGAAAAUUAAAGGCUUACAGGUGCGCCUUAUAGUGUGGAAAAUACGGUACUCACAAAUCUAAUAAUUGGCACACACAAAUGUUUUGAGUGUUUGUGGUUCUACGGCCCGAACGACCGACCCCUGGGAAAACAUCCAUCAGAACCAGGCUGAGGUUCCUCCCACUCCGAUGUCUCCGGUCCGUUAAAGCUGCUCCUCUGACGUCUUCAUCCCUCCACGGACCAGAAACGCUGUUUAAACCACGUCGUUUGAAGGCGUAAACCCUGGAGAAGCGUCUACUUCUGCUCCAGGGCCGAGUGGAGACGGAGUAGUUCCAUCCGUCCAGCGAGCAAACGGACCAGAACAUCUGCACAUCUGCACUCAGUCAUUAGAUAAAAGAUAAAAUAGUUUCUGUACCUGAAACGUCCAGGAGUCCAGUUGAACAAAGACGAGCCCGACUUUCCGGUUCAUUUAAAGACAUUUGAAGAUUCUUGUGUUUUAAAGAAUGUUUGUACAAAUUAAAAGAUGUAUUUUCUGUUAAUGAGCAAUAAUGAAGAAACAUUAUUCUAAAAAGAUGAAUAUCAGA